Messenger RNA from Anopheles cruzii, 678 nucleotides. RefSeq names its product 60S ribosomal protein L27a (gene RpL27A). The coding region runs from base 88 to 537 and encodes 149 amino acids. NCBI's taxonomy places the organism in Eukaryota, Metazoa, Arthropoda, Insecta, Diptera, Culicidae. Gene Ontology annotation, cellular component: ribosome; cytosolic large ribosomal subunit. The transcript is spliced from 4 exons. Gene Ontology annotation, biological process: translation. The record is from RefSeq and is a predicted model, not a curated record. Gene Ontology annotation, molecular function: structural constituent of ribosome.
GUCCAUCGUUCUUUUUCCGGCAGACUUCGCUUGCUGUCGAACACAUUUUGGUGGUAGCAGCGGAAAGUUUCUCAAUUUUCGUACACAAUGGUCAAUCUGAGAAAAAGGAAGAAGACCAGGAAGCUGCGUGGUCAUGUCAGCCACGGACACGGUCGUGUCGGCAAGCACCGUAAGCAUCCUGGUGGUCGUGGUAACGCUGGUGGUAUGCACCACCAUCGGAUCAAUUUCGACAAAUACCAUCCGGGUUACUUCGGUAAGGUCGGUAUGAGGAACUUCCACCUGAACCGCAACCAUAAGUUCUGCCCGACCAUUAACCUCACCAAGCUGUGGUCGCUGGUCAGCGAGGAGAAGCGCGCCGAGUGCAAGAAGAACCCGGAAAAGGUUCCGGUCGUCGAUUUGGUUAAGUUCGGAUACUACAAACUGCUCGGCACCGGUGUCUUGCCCAAGCAGCCGAUCAUCGUGAAGGCGAAAAUGUUCUCGCGAAAGGCCGAAGAGAAAGUUAAGCUGUCCGGAGGCGCUUGCGUCCUGCGUGCUUAGGUGUAUUUUUGUUUUGGUGGAGAAAAUGACUGGCCCAUGGUUCCCCGCGUUCCCAUUGACAUCGGAUUGGUUUUCGGUGUUCCGUACAUCAAGUGUGUGUAUCGGGGAGAAGCAUAAUAAAGAAACGCAAAGCUAAAGCCA